Molecule: messenger RNA, 366 nt
Organism: Penicillium arizonense
Lineage: Eukaryota; Fungi; Ascomycota; Eurotiomycetes; Eurotiales; Aspergillaceae
Exons: 3
Coding region: 1-366 (121 amino acids)
Cellular component (GO): cytosol; mitochondrion
Molecular function (GO): deaminase activity
Source: RefSeq, a predicted model, not a curated record
AUGUCGGCAACACGUAUUCCUAUUCGCACUGAGAGAGCCCCUCUACCACCUCCAUUCCUCUCUCAGGGCCUCAUAGUCGGUGACGUGGUCUACUGCUCUGGACAGGUGGGGGCAGACUCGACAGGUAAGCUGGUGGAGGGCAGCAUCCAGGACAGAACGCGACAAAUCUUGCGCAACCUCAAUGCCGUCCUUGAGGCCGGAGGAUCGAGCCUUCAUAAUGCCAUCAAAGUCAACAUCUUCCUGACAGACAUGGCUGAUUUCCCUGCUGUCAAUGAAGUCUACACCCAGUUCUUUGUGGAUCCCAAGCCAGUAAGCCCUGAUAACCUUCUAGAAUUUUCUAUGUGGAUGCUCAUCAUCAUAGAUUGA